Messenger RNA from Paramisgurnus dabryanus, 2583 nucleotides. The record is from RefSeq and is a predicted model, not a curated record. NCBI's taxonomy places the organism in Eukaryota, Metazoa, Chordata, Actinopteri, Cypriniformes, Cobitidae.
CCGGAAACACACUGUGUGCGCCCGCGCUAGUCACGUGGGUAUUUUUACCCCAGAAGAGAUUCGUGUUAUGAGAUUAUCGGUCGUUUUUCAGCAAAAUAAUGUGUGAAAGCACAUUGAGGACUCUCCUGUUUUAGCCCCCCAGUCCUGUGCAGUAUCAACUGAGCCUGUACUGUAUGUAUUGACCUAAGUCUAAUAAUUUAAAAUUAGCCUUUGUUUGUGGAAAAGUAUGUCAGGAAUUUCGCUUAAUUUGACUAUAAACCCUAGUGGAAACGACAAAUCAGGUAACGUUAAAUCCAACAGAAAUGAGAAACAUGAACGUUUCCUUAAAAAGAAACAGUACCUGAUGCGGAAGGGUUUAUUAAAAGACAAACAAAACAAAAGGAAAAAUCGGAGAAGAAGUAAAAAGCAGAACCACACACAGAUCAACGGAGAGGAGCAAUCGAAAGCAGGUGCUAUUUUUCCCAAAUUUAACACCACCGUGCCUCAUACCAGUACGUCAUUCGUUUCAACACAGACGUUUUGUCAGAAAUCCUCAACUUCAGUUUCAUCCACUGCGUGCACAUCUCAGGGAAAACCAACAAAGAAAAUGGUGCCCCCCACUUCUGGACCUCUAAAAUAUGUAGCAAUGGACUGUGAGAUGGUAGGAACAGGACCAAAGGGGUCCAUUGGUGAGCUUGGCCGCUGUAGUAUUGUCUCUUACAAUGGUGAUGUCAUUUAUGAUAAAUUCGUUCAGCCUACCAAACCUGUCACUGAUUAUCGCACACGCUGGAGUGGAAUCAGGAGGCAGGAUCUCCGCUAUGCCACACCCUUUCAUCAGGCGCAGAAAGAGAUUAUAAAGAUAAUAACAGGGAAAGUGGUUGUGGGCCAUGCCAUCCACAAUGACUACAAGGCCUUAAGAUAUUUCCAUCCUGCUUGCCAAACGCGAGAUACCACCAAGAUUCCACUUCUAAACCAGAAAGCUGGAUUUCCUGAGCACGAACCUGCAUCUCUAAAGAGGCUUACUAAGGCUCUCUUCAACAAGGAUAUACAAACUGGGCGGAGAGGCCACUCAUCAGUAGAAGACGCCAAAGCCACCAUGGAGCUGUACAAAGUAGUGGAGGUUGAGUGGGAAAGAAAACUGGCCUCUGAAGCCAUUAGCUAAAAAUGGAGUAAUGGUGUAGAUUUGAAUCAGAAAACAAUAUUGCUAUAAUCUGAAGCAGUAACUUUUCAUAUGCAACCAAUCUUGUUAUUGUCAUGUUUUAUUAACAUUUUCAAAAUGAGACUUUCUUACUUUUAAUAACUUUUAGAACAACGAUAGUUGGCGUUAAAAACCACUAGGGGGCUCCUCAUUAUCUGUACCACAGAAGUGAUUUUUAAAAAAAAACUCAUUUUAUCUUUCAACUGUUGCCUCUUUGCAACAAUUGUUAACUUGCAAAAAUGUGGACAUGUUGCCUACUGUACACGCACAUCUCUUUCACUUCCAUUCAGAAACUGAGAUGAAACUCAAAAUCUUUGCAGUAAGUGGCAAGUAAAAAGCCUUUGGAGCUCCUCUGUCUGCCUGGCUUUCUUUUUACGUCUGACGAACAGGAUGAGUCAGCAUUUUUCUUCUGUGAAUUCAACACCACCACAUGAAUUACAGCCCCUACUGUAUUUAACUGUCCAAAUGAACAGACCUACUGCUAUUCCUAAGAUUAUAGUCAAAGCUCUUUUUCAUCCAAACGCACUCAAUCAUCAGUCAGUCUGUGUUUAGGAAUCCAGUUGCACCACUUCGGUGAUUUUUGGGAGGCAGUCAAAUCUUCCUUCCACUAGUUUCCCAGAAGUUUUAACCUUAAUGACCUUACUUUGGUAAUAAAAGCUUCUUUAUGGUGAAAAUCCAUAACAAUGCAAACCUGAAAUAAUUAGUUUUUUAAAAGAUUUACUGUAUCAGCGAGCUCAAUCUGAGCAUUUAUACAUCUUUAUCCAAAGCGACUUGUGGUGCGUUUAGUAUAUACAUCUUAACAGCUCCUGCAUUACCUGGGACGUCUUUGCAGUUUGGGUAUUGCUAGUGCCAUAUGCUUAACUGUUUGAACAGCAGCAUUGUGUGAUGAAUACCAGUAGGUAUGCCAACAAGCAGCACAGACUCAUCCAGUAACAUUUUAUUCAUUGUUGGUGUGAAUCCAUCUUUACACCUUAGAUUUUUGCAUUUGGCAUAUGCUUUUACCAAAGCGACUUACGGUGCAUUACAAGUUCUUAGGUAUUUUUUAAAAAUGCUAUUUCCUGGGUUCGAUCCCAUGUCCUUUUGUGGUGCUAACACAAUGCUCUAAAACUGAGCUAUAGGAUCUUUAAAUAUGUGGUUUUCACUGUGCAGUGCAUAUAUGUAGCUUUGUCUUUUUUGUGGGUAAGGACUUUGCAGAAAGAGAGGAAUAGAAAAUAUUUAGUGCAGGGGUCUGCAACCUUCACAAUGGAUAAAACGAUCUCAAUGGCUACUUUUUUGAUUUAGUCUAUUCAAAAGCUUUUUGUUUUACCGGUUGAUUUUAUUUUAUUUUACUUGUUGAUAUUUUUUAUUAUUGUUUAAUAUUAAUAUUAACAUACCUUAAAGAUGCCAAUCUUAUAUAAAAAAUAUGU